Volvox carteri f. nagariensis is the source of this 3420-nucleotide messenger RNA. RefSeq lists its product as uncharacterized. Gene Ontology annotation, biological process: cytoplasmic stress granule assembly. The record is from RefSeq and is a predicted model, not a curated record. Gene Ontology annotation, molecular function: RNA binding. Gene Ontology annotation, cellular component: cytoplasmic stress granule. Lineage: Eukaryota; Viridiplantae; Chlorophyta; Chlorophyceae; Chlamydomonadales; Volvocaceae. The coding region runs from base 1 to 3420 and encodes 1139 amino acids. The transcript has 8 exons.
AUGUCAACUUACUUGGCCAAGGCUGUCGGUGGGCAGCCAAGGGGCGGUGGGCCCCAGCAGCAUCACCAGCAAACGGCAGGGGGACUGCAACACAAUGGAGCAGUCAAGUCGAACCCAGCCCGCCAGACAGUUGGCUUCAGCGUUGCAAGCAAUGCUGAUAGGCUUGGCUUCAUUGGCAACGUGCUUAUCGGCUACAAGGUGGAAGCGCAGGUGUCCAGCGGCAUGGUUUACGAAGGCGUAUUCGGGUCAUUGCAUAACGACAGCACUGGUGUGUCGUUUAUCCUUAAAUACGCAAAAGUUAUAAAGAAUCCUACUACCUCGUCAGACCGGAAUGCCCUUGCGGAGAAGCCCGUGCCUAUCCUGACCAUCCCAGCUGCGGACCUCGUCCAGCUCUAUGCAAAGGAUGUACGGCUGAGCGCUGAGGAUCUGUCUGGGGCAGACCGCAGCGAUGUCGGCUUUGAGACAGACGCGGCUAUCUCCAGAGGCCGUGGCGGGUGCGUCCGGGAGCUACAGCGGUGGCAACCUGACGAGGGCGACGACUCGGCCUUCUUUAGCCUGGAGUCCGCGAACGACAGCACAGGCUGGGACCAGUUUGCAGUCAAUCGCGACCGGUUCGGGGUGCAGACAACCUGGAAUGAGCACUUCUACACCACAAAAAUCAAUCCCGAGGAGUGUCGGAUUUCUGAGGCGGAGGCACAGCGCAUCGCCAAAGAAAUCGAGCAGGGCAAUACUACCAGCACGACGAAUAUCCACCUACUGGAAGAGCGGGGAGGGGAGCUGUCCGUGGAUGUGGACGAAGAGGCCUUGUACGGCGCAGUCAUUCGGGACGAAGCGCCGGGUCCCUAUCAACACCCCAACCAUCACCAGCAGCAGCAACGGCGACAGCAGCACCAGGCGCGAGCGCCGCAGCAGUCUGUCCCCGAGCGUGUUGCAGCUUGGGGCAGAGCAGGCUCAGGUGUGGCGGCAGUUGCAGGCGGCCUGGCAACUGCACAGCAGCAUCACCAGCAACAACAGCAUCACCAGCACCAAACCCAGCGUGGCAAUCUCUCGGGAGGUGGGUUGCUGGCCGUAAAGGCCACGAGCGUUCCCGUGCCGGUGCCCUCUGCGCCGGCAUCGGUGGGAGGUGCUGCACCCACACCGGACACGGGUAGCGGGAGUGCUGGCAGCAGCACGGCCGGCGCCACGGCGCCUAUCGACAUUGACCCACGGAAGGAGGUCAACAAAGUCCGCAGCUCGCUUACCACCUGGCCGAAGAAGGACCGCAGCUCUCCGUACGGAACCCCGCGGCUAGGGAUGUCCCGCUCGCCCGUGUUUGCGAGCCCGCUAGUGGGAGACCCUGUCUCAUUUUCAGCCCUGGACCUGGACCCCGGGGCACCUCAGCAGGUACGGCUGGACCCGGAGGCGCAAGCCGAGUUCCUGCGAUUUAAGGAGGAGCAGAACAAGAAGCGACUGGGCCAGAUGGGUGCGGACCUGAAGAAGGCGGCUUCCUCCAGCUUUAAAGAGCGCGCCCCGUUGGCCGCUGGGAACGGUACUGCUGCCGCGCCGAGCGGCGCGGAGUCAGCGCCGGCGGCGGCCGCCGCCACGGUCCCCGCAGCUACCGCCGAUGCCCCAGCGUCUGCAGCGGCCGCUGCUGCCGCUGCUGCUGCUGCCGUUGCAUCGCUGGUCGCGGGUCCUGCACAUGCCGCCGUGGCGUCACCUGCUGUGCCGGCUAGUAGCGCAUUGCCAACGCCAGCACCUCCGGCAGCACCAGCGCCAGCGGCCACUCCUGCUGUGAUCAACACCGCAGCUGCACCGGCAGCUACGGCGGAUGGCAUGGAAGGCAACAAACCCAAGCUGUCAUCGAAGCUGAAUCCCAACGCCAAGCCGUUUUCUCUCAACAUCAACGCCAAGGAGUUUGUGCCGUCUUUUGCGAUGAAGUCCGCUCCGCCAUCGGUGACUGUCGCCCCGACGGCACCGACAGCUACGACGGCUUCCUCCACACCGGCUGCACCAGCAACCCGCAGCACCAGCAAUAGUGUCGCAAUGGGAGCCCCAGCGGCGGUGGUGACGAGCAGCGUCAGCGCGGCCUCUGCGGCAACCGUCGCUGCGGUGGCGGCAAGCAGCGCCGCUGCCGCGGCGGCCGCCUCAGCAUCGAAUGUGCCAUCCGCGCCACCUGCAGCCGCGGCUGCGGCCGCUCAGGCUGCUACCACGGCGGUUUCCAGCGGGCAAAUGAGCUACAUUCCGGGCGCUGGAGCGCACGGGCUGACCGUCACCUACCACCACAGCAGCAGCGCUCACAGCCAUGGUCACGGCCACGGGGGUUCCCAGCAGGCGCAUUAUGGUCACGCCGGGCAGGGCAGCGGCCUGCACAUGGGUCACGGCCAUGCCGCAUUGCAUCACGAGCGCGGCGGCUACGGCGGCGGCGGGAACGGGUCCAUGACUCGGGAGCUGCGUGAGCAUGGCGGGAUGUACCAUCGCAGUGGGGACUCGUUCCGCUCCACAAUCUCCGACGGCGUGGGCGGCGGAGGCUACCGGGGUGGCAGCGGAGGCGACCCAUUCCGCACUGGUGCCGGUUCGGGAUCAGGGGAUGGCUACCAUCAUCACCACCAUCAAUACCACCACAAGGCCGGUGGAGGUGCUGCCGCAGAGCAUCAUAUGGUCAACAAGGCCGCUGACCCCCACAGCUCCGCCGCCGGUGCGCUGCACAAGGUCCCGCCGCCCCCUCCGCAAGGACCCAUGGCGGCGGAGGGUCCCAUGGGUCCCAUUAUUAGCGUCGCUCCGGCUACCAUGGCUCCUCACCAUGUCAUUGGGGCUAUGGCGCCCAUGACGGCCGCCGGCAUGGCCCCCAUGGGGUACAGCAUGGUGCUCCAGGCAGGACCAGGCGGCAGUUAUGUGGCAUCUGCUAUGCCCCCGGGAACCGUCGCGAUCCCUGCCACGACCAGCGGCGGGAUGCCAAUUAUCGGUUAUGUGGCACGGCCGCCAGCCGGCACGCCCAUCACAGCCGUUACCCCGGGUCUAGCCAUGAUGGGCGCGCCUGGCAUGACGACGCCGUACGGUGCCCCUGUCGGUCCGUACAUGACUGCCGCGCCAGGCACGAUGCCUCCGCCUAGUCCCACGGGUCGACCGCCGUCCACGGGAUAUUUCCAGCCUGCCGGCACGUACCCCAUGAUAGCGACGGCGGCGCAUCCAGGCGGCCCGCAUGGGCAUGCACAUGCGCAUGCAGCGUCGAUGGGCGGGCAACCCGCCGGGCCCAUGGCCGGUCACCACCUAAUGUCGGGUCCGGCCGGUCACGGACAUGGCCACGGGCCCGGCCACAUGACCCAGCACCAGCACCUGCAGGACGGUCGUGGGCCCCUGGGCCCCGGGGGACCCAAGGGUAUUCGGCAGGGUGGUCGGCCGCCGCGCAUGGAUCACGAUCGGAUGGCGCGGGAUCUGGACUGA